Molecule: messenger RNA, 5001 nt
Organism: Exophiala bonariae
Lineage: Eukaryota; Fungi; Ascomycota; Eurotiomycetes; Chaetothyriales; Herpotrichiellaceae
Exons: 1
Coding region: 1-5001 (1666 amino acids)
Biological process (GO): macroautophagy; autophagy of peroxisome; late endosome to vacuole transport
Cellular component (GO): phosphatidylinositol 3-kinase complex, class III, type I; phosphatidylinositol 3-kinase complex, class III, type II; nucleus-vacuole junction
Molecular function (GO): protein serine/threonine kinase activity; ATP binding; protein binding
Source: RefSeq, a predicted model, not a curated record
AUGGGUCAAGGUUAUUCUAUGACAACGCUGUCAGCAGCAUCCGCAAGCAUCGAUGUCCCAGAGCUUGCCGAUCUUGUUCAAGAAAAGACUCUAGCCUCAGCCCGUUUCAUGAAAAGUGUCAGGGCCAGAAGCCAAGAUGGGUUUGUCUUUGUGAAGGCUGUCAUGAAACCCUACUCUUCCUUUGAUGUGCGUGAGUACGUUCGCCAGAUACUGGAAGAGCGCAGCAUCAUGGCAGACAUCCCCAACACGCUCGCCUAUCAAAAAAUCGUCGAGGUCGGUAGUGCCGGCUUUUUGGUUCGCCAGUACAUGUUCAGCUCCGUUUAUGACCGCAUGAGCACUCGGCCAUUCCUUGAGGACAUCGAAAAGAAAUGGUUAGCGUUUCAGCUACUUUGCGCUGUCCGUGAUUGCCAUGCUCAGAACAUAUAUCACGGGGAUAUAAAGACCGAGAAUCUUCUUGUUACAUCCUGGAAUUGGCUUUACUUGACCGAUUUCUCCUCAUCCUUCAAACCGACAAAUCUACCAGAGGACAAUCCAGCAGAUUUUUCCUUCUACUUCGACACUUCUGCACGGAGGACUUGCUAUAUCGCUCCAGAGCGUUUCACAACCACCACUUUAGGAGACCUGCAAGGUGAAUUGAACUGGGCAAUGGACAUAUUCAGUGUUGGCUGCACCAUCGCAGAGAUCUUUCUCGAAGGACCUAUCUUCUCCCUGAGUCAGAUCUUCAAGUAUCGAUCUGGAGAGUACAGCCCGGAACAUACCCACCUCAACAAGAUCGAAGACCCAGAAAUCAGAGCGAUGAUACUCAACAUGAUCGAACUUGAUCCAGAAAAACGAUACAGUGCUGAGCAGCACUUGUCCUUUUAUCGCUCCAAGAUCUUUCCAGACUAUUUUUAUAGCUUUCUGCACCAAUACAUGUUAGAUCUCACACGACCAGCAACCACUUCUAAGCCUGUAGGAUUGGAUGCCUCACGCUUGAUUGAGUCCGAUGAUAAGAUAGAUCGGGUGUACCACGAUUUCGACAAAAUCUCAUUCUUCCUCGGCUAUGGUCCCAGCCCCAAUCAAUCAGCUUCCAAACCCUCUUCGGCAUUACGUUCGAGCAAUAGAGUCAAGUCACCCGAUGCAAAUCCUAGUUUGUAUGAUGGAAGUCUCUUGUUCCUCACCCUUGUUGUCUCGAGCUUGAGAAACACAGCGAAGGCAUCUACGAGGCUAAAAGCUUGCGACUUACUGGUGUCGUUCGCAAAGCGGCUUCCUGACGAAGCAAAACUUGACCGAAUACUCCCAUAUGUUGUUGGACUGCUCUCGGACCCAUCUGACGUCGUCAAGGCUGCAGCGAUACACGCACUGACGUCUAUUUUCGAAAUCGUUCAGACCAUCACCCCGAUCAAUGCAUAUGUCUUUCCAGAAUACGUCUUUCCAAAGCUCCGAGAAUUCAUGCUCACACCAAACAAUGCCCCAAGUGUGCUUGUCCGCUCAGCAUAUGGGUCCUGUCUGGCAUCCUUGGCUUUAUCAUCAUCCCGGAUACUUGAUAUGAUUCAUGCAAUUCGCGCGGAUGGCCGACUACCUGCUUUGCGCGCUGAGGAAUGGGCUCCAGAGACGGCUUAUCAUGGACUCUACGAUGUUGCGCGAGCCGAGUUGGUCCCACAUUUUGAAGAAGCAACCGUUGCUCUGAUCACAGAUCCCGAGCCUUCUGUCAGGAGAGCAUUACUGAGCUCAGUAUCGCGCUUAUGUAUUUUUUUCGGCAGCGCAAAAGCCAGUGAUGUAAUCCUCACACAUCUAAACACCUACCUAAAUGACAAGGAUUGGAUUCUGAGAUGCUCUUUCUUUGAGGCUCUUGUCGGGAUAGCAACUUAUGUUGGCACCUCGAGCCUGGAACAAUUCAUCCUUCCCGUCAUGGUUGGCUCAUUGACCGAUCCGGAAGUAUUCGUCGUUGAGAAAGUCUGGAGGUCACUUGCACGUAUGGCUGACCUUGGCCUGCUACAAAAGUCCGUCACCUGGGAGCUCAUCGGCAUGGCCGCACGAUUUCUGGCCCAUCCCAGCUCCUGGAUCCGUGAAAGUUCUGCGCAGUUUAUCGUUUUAUCGUGCAAGUAUGUCUCCAAAGCAGAUCAGCACUGCAUUGUCCUGCCAAUUCUCGAUCCCUUUCUGAAGACGAGAAUUACUGUCCUGACAGAAGAUCGGAUUUUGGAUAACCUGAAGAAGCCGCUUACCAAGUCCGUCUUUGAUGCAGCGAUAAGCUGGGCAUCAAGAAAGAGCAACAGCCUUUUCUGGACCGCUGCAAGCCAUGAUGGUGCUUUCACCCUCUCUGAUCCAAGCCAUCCCCAGAAUCACACCCCCCUGAACACCCGUUUGUCGACGAGAGUUAAGGCUUCGCAAAAAGACAGAGAUGACCAGUCUUCCUUGGAGAGCCUCCGAAACCUCGGCUUGGGAGCAGAUGACGAAAUCAAGCUAGUUGCGCUACGCGAGUACAUCUUGAAAGUGUCGAAGCAUAAAAACAAUCAAGAUGUGGAAGACAAAUAUCGUAUGCUGAACAAUAUCGUAUCUCUCAAUCGGAUAGAAGUGACGCCGCAAAAUAUCCUGUUUGAUCAGCGAGAUGCCUUCCGGGAUAUGCAGAGUCGUCCAAGGAAACUUGAACCGAGAUCCAGGCAGGAAGAACGUCAUAGUCUUGCAGAUGCCCUAUUGGAUGCAUCCUCAAACCUUGAAGAGCGAGCAUCGAGGCGAGUGUCACCCUCAGACACUGCAAGCGGCACCGUAACGCCUUCAGUCCUAUCUAAGCCGAUCGACAUUCAAAAUCGAGCGGGUGGUCCUCGUAAACCUGACGGCACCCCUACCUUGAACAUCGAGCGAGCAACCGGCGGAGAAUCGUCAAGACCCAGUCUAUCAAUUGACGGAAGCUCGCCACGAAGCACUAACCUGUCAUUUCGCCGGAAUACUACUCUUGAGCUUAGGCAUCGAAAUAGUGGCAUUAAUCUGAUGAAUCGUAAGGAUUCAGCGAAAGCAGAUGCAGAAAUAUCAACCACUUCCGAGACUGUUUUUGGCAAAGUCGACGGUCCCAUUCACCGGAAGAACACAGCGGGUCCAUCGGCGUUGACUGUUGCUGCAAGCAUGACAGAGCAAUCAAGAUCGGCCUCCCCGAGUCCUGGCAGAAGAACGCCUAUGAUCGACUUGAACCAUUCUUAUACGGGCAAUGACGCGAACGUCUUGAAGCUGCUUGACAAUCACUUCACGGAGAAUUUCCCCGUUGACCUCCUUGACUUUGGUCCACCACGUCCAUCUGCUGAUAGUCGAAACCCGAUAAAAAGAGUGACUGAUGUCAUACAGCAAAGCAGCAGUAAAGCAGUUCAACAAGAGCUCAAGUUCCAAACGGAGCCUUGGCGUCCUACUGGUCAACUAAUGACAGUCUUCCGCGAGCAUACUGCCGCUAUCAGCCGAGUUUGUGCAGCACCUGAUCACGCUUUCUUUGUUACAGCUUCUGAAGACGGCACUUGCAAGAUCUGGGAUACCAUCAGAUUAGAGAAAAACGUCACGCCCCGAUCAAGAUAUACUCAUAAGCAUGCAGAUGGAGCAAAGGUUAAAAGCUUGUGCUUCGUCGAGGGCACCCAUACAUUCCUCAGUGGUGCGGAUGAUGGAAGUAUCCAUGCCGUUAGGAUCGAGUACAAGAGUGUUGAAGGAGGCGAAAGUUCGAGGUAUGGCAAACCCAUACUCGUACGUGACUAUCAGAUUCCUCUCAAUAAGAAGACUGAAGAAGCCUUGGGGCCACAUGGAACUGCUCCAGAGCCUGAAUAUGCAGUUUGGCUUCAUCACUACCGAACCGCAAACACACAAUCAGUCUUGCUUGCGGCAACAAACAAAUGCCGCAUUCUUGUGAUUGACAUGAAAAAUAUGGAGAUAAUCCACACCAUGAAUAACCCAGUCCAACAUGGAACUCCAACGACAUUCUGUGUGGACAAGAAACAUCACUGGCUCUUGCUUGGUACCAGUCAUGGCAUUCUUGAUCUAUGGGACUUGAGAUUUAAGCUUCAGCUCCGCAGUAUUGGCAUACAGACGAACUCCAGGGUUGACCGCAUUCUUAUUCAUCCGACUAAAGGCCAUGGCAGAUGGGUUAUGGUGAGUGCUGGGGGCGAGGUCACUGUCUGGGAUAUCGAGAAGCUCGCCUGUCGUGAGGUGUUGCGAACGAGCACGUUCGUUGUCUCCAGCAAUACUGCUCCUCGCCCAUACGAGACGUACUCACCAGACGAGGAAGUUGGGGAGAAGAUAAUAGCCAGGUUUUCUCGAGAUAUUGACGCAAGUUUGAACCCGAAAGUUACGUCUCUGCCAGACCACAAUGAAGCAUCUGGUACCUCUCCACUCAACAAGAACUCAUUAGCGACAACGCCCACGUCAUUGGAAUCACUUCCAAUCCCAGCGAUGCAUAUCCUGCAUGACUAUUUACAAAACUCUUCGCAACCAGAUAACCCUAAUAAAGCUGCUCUCUUGUUCACAGGGGGCGCCGAUCGAGGUCUCCGCUACUGGGACAUAGCUCAUCCCGAAAAGAGUUUCAUCGUAUCCGGUCCGAUGAUCUACAACGAUGAGGGCAAGAUAGUCCACCCAAAAUACGGGGUCACUCACCCAUUAUCUCUCAAUGCCGGUGCCCAAAUUGCACUGAUUGAAGAGCAAUUCCCGGAAGACCAAACAAACCCCGCUAUCAUUGGUAGUGCAAGAGGCGCAGGUCCAGGCACCAGUACGCCGAAAAAGUCAUCUCGUCGCAUUCAUUCCGGCCAAGCUAGUCCAGCAAUGUCUGAAAGAACAGCCACACCGUCUUCCACACCGUCUGGAGGGACAGCUGCGAAGCAAUAUGCCCGUCAGAACCCGGUGUCGAAACCGCCACGGAAUACUAUUAUUAGUGCGAGCCAGCAGCAUGCUAUACGUACACAUCUAGAUGCUAUUACAGACGUGAUAGUGUUGAAGAAGCCUUAUGGAUGUGUGGUCAGUGUCGAUAGAGGUGGGAAUGUUUUCAUCUUUCAUUGA